Vigna radiata var. radiata (mung bean) is the source of this 339-nucleotide messenger RNA. RefSeq names its product non-specific lipid-transfer protein A-like. The transcript has a single exon. Lineage: Eukaryota; Viridiplantae; Streptophyta; Magnoliopsida; Fabales; Fabaceae. Gene Ontology annotation, cellular component: membrane. The record is from RefSeq and is a predicted model, not a curated record. The coding region runs from base 1 to 339 and encodes 112 amino acids. Gene Ontology annotation, biological process: lipid transport. Gene Ontology annotation, molecular function: lipid binding.
AUGAAGAAAGUGUCAACUUUGAUUGUGUUACUCCUCACUGUUGCAGCCAUGAAACUAGUGAAUGGAUUCAGCUGUUUGGAAGCACAAGUUUCAAUGUUGCAAUGCUUACCUUUUUUUCUCAAUGCUGAAAAUAGCCCUUCAACUUCUUGCUGUGAUGCAGUGAGGAAUGUGAGAGCUUCAGCACCUACAAAACCUGAACUUCGUGAGGCAUGUCAAUGUCUCAAGGCAGACAUCGCUCAAUUUCCUAAACUUUUCGAUGAUAAAGUCAUUCAACUUCCUAAACUAUGUAAGGUUGAUUUCGGUUUUCCCCUCACCAAAGAUAUCGACUGUAACAAGUAA